Rubroshorea leprosula is the source of this 625-nucleotide messenger RNA. The record is from the annotation of a GenBank genome assembly. Lineage: Eukaryota; Viridiplantae; Streptophyta; Magnoliopsida; Malvales; Dipterocarpaceae.
CAAGGAAACGCAUUUGUGCUUUUGACUUCUCUCUUCACUGCGAAGAAUGGAGAAUCUAUGGCGAGCAGCGACGGGUCAGGAUCCGAACCCGGACGACUACAAGGACAUCGAGUUCUGGUCCCAGCCGGAGCGUACUGGCUGGCUCACCAAACAAGGUGACUACAUCAAGACCUGGCGCCGCCGCUGGUUCGUGUUAAAGCAAGGCAAGUUGUUGUGGUUCAAGGAUCCAUACUCCGUCAACCGCAGCUCUACCCCUCGCGGCGUUGUUUCGGUCGACACCUGUCUUACCGUCAAGGGCGCCGAGGAUGUUCUGAAUAAGCCCUUCGCCUUCGAGCUCUCGACUGGGCAAUCCACGAUGUACUUUGUUGCCGAUUCCGAGAAGGAGAAAGAGGACUGGAUCAAUUCGAUCGGACGAUCGAUUGUGCAGCACUCCCGGUCCGUCACCGAGUCGGAGGUCCUCGAUUACGACAGCCGAAAGCGGUGAUUUCUACUCUUAAACCUUCUCUUGUAUUUUAUAGAAUUUGAUAUGUGGAAUAAACCGAAGUAGUUCUGAAUUUCUUUUUCAAUUGCAACCUAGUUCUCUGUUUAUUUUUCUUUAAUUUUGGGAACUCAAUUUCUAUUUCGU